Messenger RNA from Chara braunii, 6540 nucleotides. Lineage: Eukaryota; Viridiplantae; Streptophyta; Charophyceae; Charales; Characeae. The record is from the annotation of a GenBank genome assembly.
UGAUGACAAGGAUGGCCGCUCGAUCAACGACACACAUACGCAGUCUCCAAGGAUGGAGCGCUGAGGGAGUGGAAAACGAUCAAGAUGGGUAGGCAUCCCCGUUGGGAAGACGAAGGCGAUUAUGAUGGAGGGGGGGAAGGAGGAGAAGAGGUGACAGCCAUGGAGGUAGACGGGAAGGAUGGUAAGGAGGAGGAGGAGGAGGAGGACGACAAUGAAGACGACGAAGAAGAGGUGGACGAGGAUGGGGAGGGGAGGGAGGGGGAAGUCUCCAGGGAUGGAGCGUUGAGGGAGUGGAAGACGAUCAAGAUGGUUAGGCAUCCCUGCUGGGAAGACGAAGGCGAUUAUGAUGGAGGGGGGAAAGGAGGAGAAGAGGCCACUGCCAUGGAGGUAGAAGGGAAGGAUGGUAAGGAGGAGGAGGAGGAGGAGGAGGAUGACGACAGGGAGGGCGAUAAAGAAGAGGCGGACGAGGAUGGGGAGGAGAGGGAGGAGGAGGAGGAGGAGAGUAGGAGGGAGGAGGAGGAGAGGGAGGAGGAGGAGGAUGGCGAGGAGGAGGACGAAGAGGAGGAGGAGGAGGACGGGGAGGAGGAGGAGGAUGGGAGGAGGAGGAGGAGGACGAUGAAGAAGAGAUGGGCGAGGACGGGGAGGAGAGGAAGGAGGAGUGGGAGAGUGGGAGGAAGGAGGUGGAGGCCAACGAUAGGGCCGCCGCCGCGGCCAAGGAACGUAAUCGGCUCGAACAAGAGGAGGGAGGCCAAGCGACAGAAGGAGGAACAGGACCGACUUCGUCAAGAAGAGGCAGUCCUGCAGGCGGCAGCCGAACACCGGUCACGCCAGCGGGAACGACUGUUCACGCGGGAGACCGUGAUCGGCGAUGAGGCCGCACAUUGGGUGGAAGUGACAUCUGCAGACGGGGCCCCGGAGAUUGAGAAAGGGGUGUCAGCCCUUGCGCAGGUCUCCCACGACCUCGUGGUCACCUGCGCUCUGCAGCAGGAGGAAAUCCUUCACCUGCAGCAGACAGUGGACCAGAUGCUCGCACGGCUGCAGGCGUUGGAGAAACAGCCAGCUGUUGUAGCAGCCGCAGGGCCUUCCACCCUUACCACCCGUGUGCAAGUUUUGGAGGAUGACGUCAGCAACAUCAAGCGUGUGCAUCAGGACUUCCGGAUGUCGCAGCAAGCAACGAACUUGCAGUUGGAGACGCACGUCCAGGCUGCUGCGACCGUGACGCCUGCCGCCGCAUCCUCCCGGCGCCCACCCAAGCUGGAUGACAUUCCCGUUUUCUGCGAUCAGUCCAAGACGGAACCGAUCCCGUGGUGGCGCCAGUUUACUCUCAGGCUCGACAUGCACCAUGUCCCGAACAACGAUCGACAUCCUUGCUUGUACCACCGAUCUGGUGGUGCGUGUCAAGCAUUUUUGGACAACAUCUUGACCAGCCACGGCGUAGCAGUGUCGGAACUGCACACCAAGCUCACUUGGCAGGAGUUGACCGACGCCUGGCACAAGCGAUUCCAAGUGGAGCCGCCCGACCUGCAAGCGAUGGACAAGCUCAACAAGCUCCAUCAGAACACGCUGCUCAGUCAGGACUGGAUUACCGAGUUCCAAAGACUCGCCUCCACACCUGACCUGCCGCUCGCAUUCCGCGCCAUCAAGCACUUGGUUUAUCAUGCGCUCGAGCUGCAGCUGCAGCCCCUGCCUCCCUGCGGCAUUAUUGGCAAGAGCACGAGCAGUUGCUGCAGCUGCAGCCCCUGCCUCCCUUCGGCAUUAUUGGCAAGAGCACGACCAGGAGCUGCAAUUGCAGCCCCUGCCUCCCUUCGGCAUUAUUGGCAAGAGCACGACCAGGAGCUGCAAUUGCAGCCCCUGCCUCCCUUCGGCAUUAUUGGCAAGAGCAGCCUCCUGGACUGCUCGCCAAAGGAAUGGAAGAAGCGCUUCAUAGUGGAUGACGCACCCGCGCUCGCCAUCAACCACAUCUUCGCGAUGGCUCAAGGGAGCACACCGACACGUGACUGGCUCACGGAUUGGCAGAAGAUCGUGGCCACGCCCGAUCUGGACUUGCCAUUUCCGCAUCUACGCCGUGAGUUCCACAACAGGUCAUGCGCCGCUCGCAGCCUCGCAGUGGGUGAUCACGAGCAGUACAACACUUUCGCAGAGAUCAUCAACAAGGCGAGAGAGAUCAUCAAGACCAAUAGGGCGGCCGCACACGAAAAGUCAACGUGGCAGCCAACCUAUGUGAAGAAGACUGGACGAUUGUCGGAACCGCAUUGCAAUGUGCUCAUGGCACAACUGCGAGAUUACUUGCACACUGCAGUACCAGCUCCGUUGAUGGACGCCGGAGUAGAGGUUGUCGACCUUCACACUUACAUUGCGAAGAUCGACCGCGAGUUCAAGACGCAAUGGUACGACGACAUCGACGCACCAUUGCUAUAUGUACGCAUUCAGAUCGGAGAGGCAACCUGCAACGCCUUGAUCGAUUGCGGAGCAUCUCGUGGCCCACGUGUCCGGAGGAAGUCCCAGCCUACGCAAGUCACUUUGGCAGACGGUCAUACGCACAAGUCCAUCGACCGGUGCAUUGACGCCGUCCCAGUGUACUUUGCCCCUCACGCAAGUGAGGCGGUGUCCUUUGACAUUCUGGACACCAAAUUCGACAUGAUCUUGGGCAUGUCAUGGCUGCGAAGCAAGGAUCACCCGGUGAACUUCUUCAACCGCACCGUUCACACCCGCGGUGGGACGAGUACUAGCUCCUAUACCCCGGAGCAGCAAGAGAAGAUGGCCGCCAUAGUGAGAGAAAAUAGAGAGAGGAAGGAGCUCCUGAAGCAAGCGAAGUUGAAGGCUAUCGCAGAGGAUAAGGCGGCAAAGAUGAAGGAGUUGGAGGAGGAGAUGGAGAAGAAGAAGAAGGCUGCUGAAGAAGAAGCGGCAGCAGAAGCAGAGGAGGAGAGAAAACGAAAGGGAAAGGAAGCAGAGAGCAGUGGCGCGAUGAAAGAAGAAGUAGAGAUGGAGAAAAAAAUAAGUGAGUGGAUUGCAAAUUUAUCGUUGGGGGAAGAUGAGGAGGCAGAGUUCUAUGUCCCAAAGUACGAGAAGGAUGCGCUAUGGAGGAGUGUCAGGGCACUCAAGGGGACCAUGGACGACUUGGUAGCUGUCCCGGACCAUGGAGUCACUGAGACCCAGUUGGUCCAGUUGUUUUAUCGUGCCAUGCUAGAGGCCCUGCGUGGGCAUUUCUUUGACAAGUCUCAACAGGCCGGCAUCACAUACGAUGCAUUAAGUAGAGAAGUCGUCCUGUAUGAGUCGAAGUCCAUCCCAGUUACCACCUUCUGGCACAAGGACUUAGAAAAGGGAAAAAGGUGGAAAGGACGUACCAUCUCUGGCCAAGUCAAGGCCAAGGAUCACAUGAUCCUGACGUUAGAGGAAGGUGGUACUGAUGAGGUCCCAUACAGUCAGAUAGAGUGGGGCCUAGAGGAAGAGGACAAUAGUAUGGGACAGGGGAGGUCUUAUGCUGCUCUCGCGGCUGGAGGGAGGCCGCAAGGUAGAGGAGGAGGCCAGGGCCAAAGGGGUCAGGCCAUGAGAGGUCGAGGACCGGGCGCUCAGGGGGUUGGCGGCCAAGGAAACCGUCAAGCGGGAGGUGUGGCAGAAGAGUUGAAGGAGAGGAUGCCAGUCUGGGCCAAGAUGAAGAAAGAGAGUAAGGGGCAACUGAUCUUGGUAGUUGUAGAGGUGUUUAGAAGCAGAGUAGGGGCCCUUAUAGACUCAGGGGCCACCCGUAGUUAUAUUGGCCGUAGGGCGCUGAAGAAGCUGAGGCUAGGACUAAAAGUCCAGAAGUUAGUAGACCCCAUAGUCAGUGUCCUCGCAGACAACCGCACAAUGGGAGUUGAGGACUACGUAGAGGGAGUCCAGGCGUACUUUCGCCUAGAGAAAGAUGGGAAGGUGGAGAAAGUUCUCCAUUCCCUGACUCUCCUCGUACAAGACAACCUUCCUUUUGAUGUUGUGUUAGGAAUGGAUUGGGGAGAGGCAGCAGGGGCCACACUCCAUUUGAGAGAGCAUGGGUCCCUAGUCCGUCAGAUUGCAAUUGGAGAAGGUGGAAUGGUGAUGCGCAUGCCGGGCAAUGUGAAGGAGCCUUCGAAAGAUGAGCCUGCCAUCACCGACAUCCUUCAGCUAUGUCCGACAGCACCCUAUGAGGUGUUGUGGGUUGCCUGGGUCAUUGAAGCAGACAUGCAGACCCUUCAGAUAAAGUGUGGUCCUGAGAAAAUACAGUACUUGGUGGAGUAUCAGGAUCUGCACGAGGAGCCUACCGGCGUCAUAGAGAGGAAAGUGAAACAUCUGAUUGACUCCAAUCCCGAUGCAUUGCCUCUGAAGGAAAGAAUCCACAGAAUAUCACCUGAGCUCAAGAAGCAGGUUGUUGCGUUCACAGAGAAAGGUUGGAUCACACCCAGCAGCUCUCCAUACGGUGCUCCAGGUCUCUUGUCACUGCGAAAGAUGGUGGAGCCAGAAUGUGCAUUGAUUACCACGGUCGCUAUGGUUGCCAGGUUAAGAUUAUUGGGUGAUUACCACCAUUCGACGCGGAUAGCAUUUGUGGAGUUUGUGAUGGCGGAGAGCGCAAUGGCUGCCCUGAACUGUAGUGGAGCAAUCUUGGGCUCAUUGCCUAUCAGGGUGAGCCCAUCAAAGACACCAGUUAGGCCUCGCUCUCCUCGCCAACAGAUGCAUUGAGGUGUAUGAGCAUUUCAGAGGCUUAUGAUUGUGCUCAGGCUUUUGGUCUUGUGGUUGCCAUAUGAUGGCAUUCCUUGUUGUUCUGCACCAUGCAUCCUAGUGUGUGCCCUCUGCUGCUAUUCGUAACACGGUGUAGUAGUCUUUGUGAGACAUGAGCUGCAUCAGGGCAAGUGUAUUGGAGUGGAAUGCUCCGGAUAUCUGAGUAAAUAUUUGUGGAUGUAGCUGGUUGACCUGUAUAGGGUAGAACAUUUACAUCAUUUGGUAGGUGCACUCCCUCACUCUGUCUGCUGCCGCUCUCUCCCUUUGUCUACCUCUUGCUAAUCCUGGGGUUACUGGCUCACCUGCGCUCUCCCACGUGUGGCCACUUCGGCAACACGUGUUGUUGCCUGUGACAGCAUUGUAUGAAUGCAUAUCCAUGCAUUUGAUGGUGUAGCAUCGCCUGUCUUCUGCACCUAUCUUUUUUGGUCGUCCUUGGUAUCAUCCCAAUUUCCCAUGCAAAUUUGUAAUAGAUGGCAACAUGGAAACAGGACAAGGGAGGAUAUAGAUCCGUAAGCGAAUGAUAAGCGUGGUGAUAGCAUCGGGGAGUCUUUUGGGCACGGAAUAGUAGUGAAUGGAACACUAGUCGCGUCACAACAUCACAAUUUAAGCACAGAGUGAAAUGGGAGUUUGAAACCAUUCCUGCAGACGUGGCUGUACACAAUAUCUUGCGAGGAGCUGCAGUGUAGGCAAGGACUGUGGUGGGCAUGUGUGUUCCUCUUUCUGGCAGGCUAUAUACCCAUCUGUGCUGGGGCUAGGCAUGGGCUGUGGGAAGACCCGGUAUAGUGUGUUGCGCAGUGAGCUAUUCAGAUGUCAUUUUCUCUACCUAACACGCGAAGGGUAUAGUGUGUUGCGCAGUGAGCUGUUCCUCUCUGUGGCAGGUUAUGUACCCGGCUCUUGAGGUGUGUACUGGUCCUGCUUAGCCCUUGUUUUUUUCUCAUGUGUGGAUGCAUGGAGCUUGCAAAUGCGGUCGUGCAAUGUGACAUGGUUGAGGAGAGAGGCAUCUGCUGGAGUCCUGUGCCUUGGCUUUAGACAUGUAACCGUUAGUGUGUUCUAGCUGUCGCUGGAAGAGGAGGGUUCAAGCUGCAAUUUAGGGAUAUUUUCCAUGUGAAAGAGUGGCUUUAUGAAUGCGACCCGGCAGCAGUGAUAAGUCGGGCCACUCGACCUGUCCUGAGAUGAGGCAAUGGAGACAGUGCAAGUGCGGUCACUCGGAAAAGAGAAAUGAUGGCGCUGGUGCCUCCGUGGAAGUGCACCCUUGUCAGGUGCCAGAGGAUGUUUUCCACAGAAGUGGCACCUAGUGGUCACACGGUGCGAAGAUCUCAGGAAUGAGGGGGAUCAAUCAGAUAUCUGAGCCAUCUGUAUGCGACUGCCAACGAAAUGGAAUGGAGUGGAAGAUCUGUUUGUCACUUGCAGAAGGCCUGUAUCCAAUUGGCAACGAAAAAUGUGGCUGAUGCUGCAGCAAAUUGUCCUCUAGAGAUGACAAACGGUGACUGAUGCAGCAACAGCAAACUGGGAUUCACCUCAAGUCAGGUCUGGUCCACAUCAGGGCACGAUUGUUGGAAGUGGGUUGUCGAGAAAUAUUUUGAGAAUAACAAAUGACGAGGUGGAAAUGAGCAGAAUUGGUUGCAUAUGCUAUGGAGGGUUAUUUGCCACCUCAUUCUCUUGGCAGUGGUGUUCAUUGCAGUUGUGUCCUUUCUCCAUCCUCUUGGAGUUGUCGGGACACUCGUUUGCCACCCUUUGUCAUUCACUUUCGGGAGGACCACUCCUUGUUUGGAAAAUAAAAGAGAGAUUGUCAACCUAUGUUGAAGCUGCAAAUUC